AUGGAGAAACAUAAUCAUACUUUCUGGAAGCGCAGCAAUUUCCGUUCUGGGAUGUUUCCUCCUUACUGCAUGCCACAAAGCACCGACGAAGCAAACGAUUGGUGUCAUUAUGGCACCUGGUUCGAUGUUCGUGAUCAUCCGUUGCAGACAUUAUCACAAGCGAUGCACGGAAGCCUUGCGAUAGACUAUCUCCGUUCUCAGCCCGUCGCAACUUCGAGACUGGCCCCCAACAGAGAGCUGAACGGUGAACCGUUCCCAGCGCCACUAAAGCCGAGUGCGAGUCCCUGGAACCCCCAUCGAUCUUCACCCAACGUGCGUUUGUCUCAUCAUCCCAAGCCUCUUCAACUCGAAGCCACAUCGCGGGGCCUGAUACUGGAUCUGGGGCCCGGCCAACAGGCCGUGGGCUGUGCCGGCAGGCGGAGCUACUGCGGCCGUAUCUUCAGCCUCCCGUGCUGGGCGUCUUACUGCGUCCACGGCAGGGCUGCUGAGAUGUUUGGGUGGGCACUGCCGCCACCCGCAGCCGUUCCCAAGCAGGUCACCCUGGCCCUCUUCCGCGCGCAAUUGGUUAGAGAUGGGAUGAAGUAA
Molecule: messenger RNA, 585 nt
Organism: Colletotrichum navitas
Lineage: Eukaryota; Fungi; Ascomycota; Sordariomycetes; Glomerellales; Glomerellaceae
Exons: 4
Coding region: 1-585 (194 amino acids)
Source: RefSeq, a predicted model, not a curated record